AUGUUGGCACAGCGGAGCCACCAGCUGAUGUGAGGUCAUUACUGCAGCUUGACUCGCAGCCGGUCACUGACCUCUUUGUGACUGGUCUACAGGAAGUGAAUGCCACUCCAGUGCGGUAUAUCUCUGAUCUCAUUUCUGAGGACUCAUGGAGUCACCUUCUCAUGGAUACUCUGGCACCAAUGGGUUAUAUCAAGGUGACUUCAGUGAGGAUGCAGGGUUUGCUGCUGAUACUGUUUGCAAAGCAGGUCCACCUGCCUUUCAUCAGAGACAUCCAAAGUACAUACACCCGCACAGGCCUGUUUGGAUACUGGGGAAAUAAAGGUGGUGUGUCUGUGCGUUUCUCAUUCUAUGGUCACAUGCUGUGUUUUCUGAACUGUCAUCUGGCAGCUCAUUUGAACUACGCCCUGCAACGAAUGGACGAAUUUGAAUAUAUACUUGACAGACAAGACUUUGAUAUGUACAACACACCACAAGUGCUUGACCACAAGGUCGUUUUCUGGUUCGGUGAUCUGAACUUUCGUAUCGCUGACCAUGGGAUGCACUUUCUCCGCUCCUCAAUCAACAAUGGCCGAUUUAACCUGCUUUGGAACAGAGAUCAGUUGACCAUGAUGAAGAAGCAAGAACCUAUUCUGCAGGAGUUUGAAGAGGGACCGUUGUGCUUUAAACCCACGUAUAAGUUUGACCGUUUCUCUGAGACUUACGAUACAAGUGGUAAAAAGCGGAAGCCUGCCUGGACGGAUCGUAUCUUGUGGAGGAUAAAACCCAAAGCUAUAGAGACUGAGGAUGAGAAUAGGUCGACAUCAUCAUCAGCUGAUGAUGAUGAGUAUCCUAUUAAGGUGACACAGGACAUGUACACUUGCGAUGUCUCGUAUGGGGUCAGUGACCACAAACCCGUCAUUGCAACCUUCAAUCUGGAGAUGAGAAAAAAGGUGGAGACUCCUGUAGUCACACUAACCGUGGAGGGACACUGGAGUGCAGAUGAAGAUGCCACAUUCACCUACACCAUUCUGGAAAACUUUGAGUCCUCAACCUGGGAUUGGAUUGGAUUGUACAAGAUUGGCUUCAGAAGUGCCUCCCAUUACUCCACCUUUGCUUGGGUCAAAGAUGAUGAAGUGGCUGCCAACGGCGAAGUCGUGACGGUCCAGAUGAAUAAAAAUGAGCUCCCCCUGCUGGCAGGGGAUUAUGUUCUUGGCUAUUACAGCACCAACCUGCAAACCCUCAUUGCCUUUAGUCCUACUUUCCAGAUUCUCGAGUCUCGACAAGCUGUAACGGAGGGUCUGCUUCCUGAGAACAUCAACGGACAUGAGAAGUAGCUGGAUAUCUUCUAACCUCAUAUGUUCACAUAUGUAAAAAUUACAACAGGAUCUGAUUUGAGAUCAUAUUUGCCUGUGUAAACAGACCUUGCUCAGUUUGAUUUUAAAAGUUAAAACUGAUUCUGUGAAACAGUCUGAUAUAAUGAGCGUGAUUUAAAAUCUAAGGCUUUAAAAUUUCCCAAACACUCAGUCUAUUCACUGAACUCACUGCAUUACUCUUUUUCAUUCUCUCUUUAUCCGUGGUUCUUCUCAAAUAGUUGAGUCUGAGUCUGUGAGCUUCUGUAAACACACACAUUGUACACACUGUGCUUUUCUACUGUAGUAUGUAGUACCUGUAUCUGCCUCUAGAGGUUUAUAAAGCAAUCACUAACUUUAUUACAGACACAUCCUAACUCAGAAUCUUAUCCCAUCUGUUUAGUAACCAUGGAAAUUUGAUGGGAACUGAGAAAUGUGUAUACAGGUGCUGGUCAUAUAGUUAGAAUAUCAUCAAAAAGUUUAUUUAUUUCAC
Messenger RNA from Cyprinus carpio (common carp), 1821 nucleotides. Its product is annotated as inositol polyphosphate 5-phosphatase K-like. The coding region runs from base 162 to 1313 and encodes 383 amino acids. Gene Ontology annotation, biological process: negative regulation of phosphatidylinositol 3-kinase/protein kinase B signal transduction; negative regulation of peptidyl-serine phosphorylation; negative regulation of insulin receptor signaling pathway. Gene Ontology annotation, cellular component: plasma membrane; ruffle; cytoplasm. The record is from RefSeq and is a predicted model, not a curated record. Lineage: Eukaryota; Metazoa; Chordata; Actinopteri; Cypriniformes; Cyprinidae. The transcript has 11 exons. Gene Ontology annotation, molecular function: phosphatidylinositol-3,4,5-trisphosphate 5-phosphatase activity; inositol bisphosphate phosphatase activity; phosphatidylinositol-4,5-bisphosphate 5-phosphatase activity.